Messenger RNA from Erigeron canadensis, 1163 nucleotides. Its product is annotated as expansin-A4-like. Bases 33 to 785 code for a protein of 250 amino acids. Lineage: Eukaryota; Viridiplantae; Streptophyta; Magnoliopsida; Asterales; Asteraceae. The transcript is spliced from 3 exons. Gene Ontology annotation, cellular component: extracellular region. Gene Ontology annotation, biological process: plant-type cell wall organization. The record is from RefSeq and is a predicted model, not a curated record.
UUCAAUCUAGCUUAUUCAUCUCUUAAUUAAACAUGUCUUUUUUGACAAUGUCUAUGGUUUUUUUGGUCAUCACCACUACUUUCCUCCACACUGCAACGGCCAACUAUGGCGGUUGGCAAAGCGCCCACGCCACCUUUUAUGGCGGUGCUGAUGCUUCCGGGACUAUGGGUGGAGCAUGUGGUUACGGAAAUUUGUAUAGCCAAGGUUAUGGUACCAACACCGCGGCACUAAGUACUGCACUUUUCAACAAUGGGCUGAGUUGCGGUGGUUGUUACGAGAUGAAGUGUGUCAAUGAUCCGCAAUGGUGCCUCCCUGGAAGCGUCAUCAUCACCGCCACAAAUUUCUGUCCACCCAACUUUGAUCUGCCUAGCAACAAUGGUGGGUGGUGCAAUCCACCACUCCAACAUUUUGACAUGGCUCAACCUGCUUUCUUGCACAUUGCCAAGUACAAAGCUGGGAUCGUUCCUGUUUCUUUCAGAAGGGUUCCAUGUAUAAAAAGAGGAGGAAUAAGGUUCACGAUGCACGGUCACUCGUACUUCAACUUGGUUUUGAUCAGCAACGUCGGGGGUGCAGGGGAUGUGCACGCAGUAUCAAUCAAAGGUUCCAAAACAGGAUGGCAGGCCAUGUCAAGAAAUUGGGGUCAAAAUUGGCAAAGCAAUUCAUAUCUUAACGGCCAGAGUCUCUCUUUUAGAGUCACGACUAGUGAUGGAAGGACGACGACAAGCUUAAACGCAGUGCGUGCUGGUUGGCAGUUUGGCCAGACUUACCAAGGUCGCCAAUUUUGAUUUAUACAUAAGUGAAAUGAGCUCACAUGUGAGCUUUGCUUUGAAGAUAUAAAUUAUUAAGUUAUACUUUCUUUAUAAACAUGACAUAUAUUCAUAGCGACAUCUGUAUUAGAUUUAGAUGUGAAUGAAUAUAUGAUAUGUUUUCGAAAGAAUUUAGAGUAAAGAUGUGGACAUUACGUGCCUCUUUUGGUCAUUCAGAGCCAAAGAUCGAUGUAUUCGACUCGUAAUCUAUAUUUGUAAAGUUUUCUAUUGCCAAUUGUGUCCAUUUUGGGUUAGUCGUGAAGCUGUGGUGUUGAAUAGCAUCCGCUAAACGUUGUAUUGAACUAGCCUAAAUAAAUGUUUAUUUAUGAUAUGAUAUAUGGAUAUGAUUUGUUAUUA